Messenger RNA from Zingiber officinale, 2564 nucleotides. RefSeq lists its product as uncharacterized. Bases 620 to 2014 code for a protein of 464 amino acids. The record is from RefSeq and is a predicted model, not a curated record. NCBI's taxonomy places the organism in Eukaryota, Viridiplantae, Streptophyta, Magnoliopsida, Zingiberales, Zingiberaceae. Gene Ontology annotation, molecular function: protein binding. The transcript is spliced from 18 exons.
GAGGCCUGAUGGGGCUUAAUAAUCUGGCGUGUCGUCGAUGUUCUUUGUCUCUAUUCUUUGCUACCUCUUUGUGUCAACUUCCAUGAAUUUUGAGAAUGUGAAAGAUCUCUAUUGACUAAUGGCACCACCAACAGAAGUUGUUGAUUAUUUUCCCCAAAAGUAUAGGAUAAACAAAGGAAUUCACUAUAAACAGAUCAUAAAGAAACAAAUUAUACAAAAAUUAGCAACAAUUACUGAAAUGAUUGGAAGGAAACUUCGAAAUUCGAAUCAUUCCUUCCAUAUCGCUCAUUCAAAAUUAGAAGAAAUCAUACAAAGAAAAACAUGCAUGGUCAUCUCCAAAUUGAAGAAGGAAAUGGACGGUUUAGAGAAACAGCUGGAUAAUGUUCAUUCAUCGUGAAAUUCACAAGCAUUAAACAUGCAAAAUAUUCUAUGUAUAACCAUAUUAUAUAUUCAAAUUUGUUUUUUUUCAAUAAACCUACCAGUUAAACUGUAAGGGGUUAAACGGAAAAUUCCAUGGAGACGGUAGUCGGUGCUCUUAUUUGGGCGGGAAGCCCUACCUUCCUCCGGUAUCUCCGAUGUCAAGUCAAUCUCACCGCCGUCUCCUCCAUUCUCCGCUUCCAUGGAAAAGUACUUCGGCCCCUGUACGCGGCUUCCUGAGGCUCGGUUCACGCGAAGAUGGACGCGUAUGACAACGGAGAUAAAAGGAAAGAUGCCUCUCAGUUUUAGGCGCGAUGCUUCUAUACUUUUUCAUGAUUCGUUGGCUGAGCUUGGAGUCUUCGAGCAUGAUUAUAUCUUCCAGCCCCAGAAAUGUGCCUCUGCUUUGGCAUUGGUGGACGAUCCUGCUAAUUCAUCGACCUCCUUUUCAAGGAAGGGGAUUUCAGGACUGGAUUUUGACACCGAGGGAAUUUAUCUUGCCUCAAUAACAAAAGCAGGAUGCUUGAUUGUACAUGAGUUCGAAACAUUAUACUGUGAAAUAUACGGUCCAAAAUCCAGUCAAUUGGUGAAUGGGACAAAAGAAUUUAUCCAUAUUUCCGUUGGCCAAGCAUUAGAUUCUGUUCGGUGGAAUCCAAUUAAUCAAGAUGAGGUAGCUUGUGCUACUAGAGAAAACCAUCACAUUUGUCUUAUCAAUAUCUUUCAUUUCUCAUCCAAAGAAGCACAAGUACUAUGCAGCCAGAAGGACCACACUAUGGAGCACGCCAAUGGAUUAUCUGAAGUAUUAUUUGCUUCGGAUGACAAGUCAAGAUUGUUUGCUUCUGGUUUAGAUGGCAAUGUUUAUGUUUGGGAUACACGAUUGUCCAAUCAUCCAUGCCUCACGCUUACAACUAAUUCACGAAGAGAACUUAAUAGCAUUGCACUAUACCAAGAUCAGGUUGUAUUAGGGGCAGACAAAUGUGGAUUUAUUCACUCUUGGGAUAUUCGCGGAGGACAGUCAUCUCAUGCUUUUCAAAGUCACAAUCAGAGGUCUCUUUACCCUUCAAUAUCCAUAAAGUUAUCGUCUGAGCUGGAGAAAAUCUCAUCUUUGAAGGCACAGACAGACAUUCUUCCAAAAGAAAUCCACAGCAUCAGCAUCAAUCCAUCUUGUUCCAGGCAGUUAGCUUUCCAUCUGGUUGAUGGCUGGUCUGGGGUUCUGGAUCUUAGCGAUCUUGUGGUGACACAUGUGCACAGUCCACCUGCUGUGUUGGAUGGAACAGUUAUAUCAACAAAGUCAAUUAUAAGAAGACCGUCUUGGUUCCCAACAUUCUCGACAUAUGCAGUUGGGUCUGUUGCAGAUAAAGGAUUGUAUCUGCUUGACUUCUUUCCAGGCAAACACUCAGCAUGCCAUGUGGAUUUCGAUCCGGAAUCAAGGAGCAAUUCUCCAGACUGCAGUAGAAUUCCAGAAAACAAAUAUAUUCCUGUAUCAGAAAACAUUCUAGCUUGUGCAAUUCAUCCUCAUAACGAUACCAUAAUUGCUGGGACUAAGGAAUCGUCUUUAAUAGUGAUCUCUCAGAAGCAUAAGGUUGACAAUGGUGAUUAAAUGCUACUAAUACCUGAAGGCGGUUAAGUUAAGAUUAUAAACCAAAUGAAGCUUAUGAAUUGGCAACGCUCUCCCUGGUCUGCACAUAGCAAGUGAACACUCCACCAUGCUUUUUAACAUACUGCUCAUUUGUUUACUACAAGGCUCAUGAUGAUCCUAGAAAGGGAAAUGAGGAAGCACUUUGAUGAAGCAACUGUGAGCCAAUUCAACCCCUUACGCACUUGAAACCUCAUAAGUACUCCCUUCUUUGUGGUUUUUCUGAUGUCUAUUACCUUCAUAAAUGGUAGGAACCAUUUUGAACCUAACCGAUAUUCCAUCAGUGAUAUGGAGAAUCAAUUCUCCAAAAGAACGAAUAAAGCAAACAUUCGCGUUGGCAUGAAAAAUUCAUUUUGCUAAAGAGCAUAAUAUUUGGAUUUUUCCUACAGAAAAGUGAUUAGAUGAUCAUGUUAUCACUUGAUUUCUUUCCCACUUGAUCUCUGUUUCUGUUAUCACAAAGCUCUGCAUUUUCAGUGGGCACUUCAAGGAUGGUGCAUCUCAAAAAUAAACUUUU